UCUUUUGCAGUUUUUUUUUUUUUAAUUGCAUUUAUUGUGCUAGCUAGCUUUUCAUUAUGGUUAGGCCACCGUGUUGUUGUGAGGAGACUGGUAUGAAGAGAGGGCCAUGGACGCCUGAAGAAGAUGAGAAGCUUAUUGAUUAUAUCAGCAAACAUGGCAGCGGAAAUUGGAAAUCAGUUCCAAAGCAUGCGGGCCUCAACAGAUGCGGCAAGAGCUGCAGGCUACGCUGGACAAACUAUCUCAGGCCUGACAUCAAGAGAGGCAAAUUCACUGAAGAAGAGGAGCGAUUGAUCAUCAACCUUCAUUCUGUUCUUGGAAACAAGUGGUCGAAGAUUGCAACGCAUCUUCCAGGGAGGACUGACAACGAGAUAAAGAAUUUCUGGAACACCAGUAUAAGAAAGAAGCUUCUUCAGAUGGGUAUUGACCCAGAAACUCACAAGCCAAGAACUGACUUGAAGCAUCUCAUGAAUCUCUCGCAGUUGCUUGGCAUAGCUAAUAACAAUAACUUGACGAGCCCUGGGAGCCACGCUGGUCUAGGUUUACAACUACAUGAUUUGACUCAUCAGUUAUCCCAAAUCCAACUGCUGCAGAAUCUGUUGCAGCUUAUGAAUGGCAGUAACAUGCAGAUUAUUCUCCCACUUUUGGGCAACAACCCUCUGGAAGCAUGUAUAAAUGGUUCAAAUAGCACUCUCACUCUCCCCAACAACAAAGAGGCUCUCUUGAGAGGCCAUGAAUUAUGCGCAAGCCCAGAUUUAUUUCCUUCAGCUCCAAGUGACUCACGCCAGGAUAUUUCAGAAUCAUGGACAAACCCGGAAGGAGCAUCAAAUCAAGAAGCUUUUGUUGAUACCAAUAGUAGCGAUAGAAGAACUUCUUCAUCACAUGAAACGAAUCAAGCUGAAAAUCCAUGUCCUGCAACUGGUUCAGCCAACUUCAACCAAAUGGAGAGAUCCAAUACUGAUGAAAUGUCCGACCUGCAGUCAUCCACAGUCUUUGAUGCUUGGGAGAAACUCUUGGAAGAUGAUCCGAGUGACGAUUCCUAUUGGAGAGAACUUUUCAAUUUGACGUCCACUUCUGCGUCGCAGAUUUCGUGGUAGAGGAAUUUAAUGUCUUUCCAGAUGAUCAAGGAACAUACACACAAAGGGUAUAAUAAAACAUUCAUUAUUGAUCGAUACAUUCAUUCAUUACAAAUAAUUCUUUUGCGUUUUAUUGUUUAGAUUCAUUGGUUGUACCUAAUACGAGUUAUAUGGAUGUGUGAUUGUUGCAAAUGUUCAGUUUGUUGUUCCUUUUAAGA
Molecule: messenger RNA, 1291 nt
Organism: Prosopis cineraria
Lineage: Eukaryota; Viridiplantae; Streptophyta; Magnoliopsida; Fabales; Fabaceae
Product: transcription factor MYB41-like
Exons: 3
Coding region: 57-1094 (345 amino acids)
Source: RefSeq, a predicted model, not a curated record